Molecule: messenger RNA, 830 nt
Organism: Dioscorea cayenensis subsp. rotundata (Guinea yam)
Lineage: Eukaryota; Viridiplantae; Streptophyta; Magnoliopsida; Dioscoreales; Dioscoreaceae
Exons: 2
Coding region: 27-740 (237 amino acids)
Source: RefSeq, a predicted model, not a curated record
AUAGACAGUUCUCACAACAACAAAAAAUGACUGGGAAAACAAUGGCCCUGAAGCUGCUCAUAGACACUAAGGCAAACAGAGUCUUGUUUGCUGAAGCUGGGAAAGAGGUGGUAGAUUUCCUCUUUGGUCUUCUUGCACUGCCAUUAGGCUCCAUAGUGAAGCUACUGAGCAAGGAUCAGAUGCUAGGAUCCAUUGGAAGUCUUUACAGCAGUCUGGAGAACCUGGAUUCCACUUAUAUCCAGCCUAACCAAGAUAAAGACAUCCUCCUUAGCCCACAGUUACAGCAACAGAGUCAGGAAGUAAACAUUCUCCUCUUAUCAGCACCAAACCCACCAAAAGUUGAGGAAUACUACGGUUGUUGUCGCAGUAACUUUUGCAAUAGUUUAUGUUUCGAAAGUGUCACUAAAGUUUGUGGUACUCAAUGUCCUUCAUGCCCUGGAAGAAUGGAGAAAGUGUUGCGGUUUGUGCAUCCUGAGCCUGGAAUGGCGUCAGAAAAUGAUGAAGGAGAAGGAGGUUAUGUGAAGGGUGUGGUUACUUACACUAUAAUGGAUGAUCUUUCUGUGACUCCAAUGUCCACCAUCUCCUGCAUCACUUUGCUCAGCAAGUUCAAUGUCACGAAUGUGAACGUUCUCAAGGAGAAGAAUGUUAACUUGGGCAUGCAAGAGGCGUUGGAGUUGCUGAAGGCCUCCUUCAAGUCCAAGACUGUCCUGACUGAUGUGUUCCUGGCCAGUAAGCUGUAGCUAGGCUAGCUAGCUUUGUAUCUGGGCGGCUUUGUUUAUGUGGGACUUUAGGAUUUUUAUGCAUGCAUGAUUGUUUAAUGUUUCUUGCUC